Molecule: messenger RNA, 3099 nt
Organism: Cryptomeria japonica (Japanese cedar)
Lineage: Eukaryota; Viridiplantae; Streptophyta; Pinopsida; Cupressales; Cupressaceae
Product: G-type lectin S-receptor-like serine/threonine-protein kinase At2g19130
Exons: 6
Coding region: 1-3099 (1032 amino acids)
Biological process (GO): recognition of pollen; protein phosphorylation
Molecular function (GO): ATP binding; protein kinase activity
Source: RefSeq, a predicted model, not a curated record
AUGGCGACGAAGUAUUUGUUCCUAGCAAUUACUAUGAUUAUUGCAGCGCAUUAUUGCACUUCAAUAGAAGUGGAUGAAGGAGAUACGCUUCUACUGGGAGCUUCGCUCACUGGAAAUCAGACCUUAAUUUCACAAAAUGGGACUUUUGCACUGGGAUUUUUCAGGCCAAAAGGAACAAAUAAUUGGUAUAUUGGCAUUUGGUAUGCCCCAGUCUCUCAGAAGGCCAUAGUUUGGGUUGCUAACAGAGAAAAUCCUGUCAGAAACAUGCCCGGCGUUCUGAAAUUUUCGAGAGACGGUCAUCUCAGAUUGUUUGAUAAAAAAGGCCGUUCAGUUUGGUCGACUGAUGCUAGCCAGAAAGGAUCACGAGCUGUGAUAACGGACUCUGGUAAUUUCAUUAUGCUGAGCGUCCAGGAUAAAACUCGGAUUGUUUGGGAGAGUUUCGGGCAUCCAGGAAAUACAUGGUUGCCUGGCAUGAAGUUAUGGAAAGGCAUGAAGCUAACUUCCUGGAAGAGUUCUGUGGAUCCUGCAGUUGGGCUAUUCUCUUUAGAAAUGGACAAGUCUCCAGGAAAGACGGCCACCAUGAUGUUGUUUAACAACACCGUUCAAUAUUGGUCCAGUGGGGAAUGUGUUGGACAGAAUGCUUUUACUAAGGUUCCCGAAUUGGAAGGUCAGAAAAAAGUUCAAUCGUCAUGUGUGAGGGUUUCUCCUUCAAGAAUAUACAUUAAUUUUAGCAUAAACCCGAUAGAUCAUACCCUCACGGGGCGGUUCCUGUUAAAUGAGAACGGCGAAGUUGAACUGUACUUCUGGAUGGAUGAUGGCAGCUGGAGUCUGAGGUGGUCGACAUACCGAGGUCAGUGCAGCGACUAUGAAAUCUGCGGGGCGUAUGGACUGUGCAGUGCUAAUGAUGUGUGUAGUUGUGUCCAGGGCUUCACACCCAAGAACGGCUCUCAAGGUUGGUGGUCAAACGGGUGUGCUCGGCGAAGACCCCUGCAUUGCUCUGUCGCAGAGGGUACAACCGACGGCUUCUUUGAAGCCAAGAACCAAUACUUGUCCGGGAAAGAAGCUGUCUUGUACAACAAAUUGGGAACACAGCAAGGCUGCCUGACUGCUUGUCGCAAGAAUUGCUCCUGCACAGCCUUUGCCUUUGCUGUUUCUGAUCCACAAGUCUGUAGAUUGUGGUUUGGAGAUUUAUUUGGAAUGCGCGUUUCGUCCGAGGGCCAAUCCGUCUUCGUUAGACUGGCUGCUUCUGAGUUGCCACAGGUGACAUCAAAGCAAAACAACAAAUCGCCUACACUCACAAUUUUACUUUCUGCCGCGGCAUCCCUUUUUGCUAUUUCGGCUCUCCUGUCGGCCGCAUUUAUUCUGUGGAAACGUCGAAAAUUGAGGAAGAAAAACGUUGAAGAGCAGGUGCCAAUGUCGCUCAAAAAGUUCACUUACAAGGAGUUGCGAAUUGCAACGGAGAAUUUCAAGCAUAAGUUGGGUAGCGGAGCUUUCGGCUCUGUGUUCAAAGGAACUCUAGCAGACAACACGCCUGUUGCUGUUAAAAGAUUGGAGGGUUCCACGCAAGCAGAAAAACAAUUCCGUGCCGAAAUAAUUACCACUGGCAGAAUACAGCAUAUGAAUUUGGUUAGGUUGUGGGGAUUCUGCGUAGAGCAUUCACAAAGGUUACUGGUAUAUGCCUACAUGUCCAACGGCUCUUUAAACUCUUUCCUCUUCUCUAAGUCGGAAGACGCAGAGAAGGUGUUAGACUGGAAGACCCGGUUUGGGAUUGCACUGGGAACUGCACGAGGAUUACUUUAUCUGCAUGAGGAAUGCAGGGAUCGCAUCAUUCACUGCGAUAUUAAGCCCGAAAACAUUCUCCUGGAUGCUGACUUCAGCCCAAAGGUGGGAGAUUUUGGGCUAGCGAAGCUCGUAGGUAGAGAAUUCAGCCGCGUAUUGACGACCACAAGAGGAACUCGUGGGUACUUGGCUCCGGAGUGGAUCUCCGGCCUUCCUAUUACUCCCAAGGCGGAUGUAUUUAGUUUUGGCAUGACGUUAUUGGAAAUUAUAUCCGGCCGAAGAAAUCUGAAUUUCAAGGCUGAGGAAAGUAGAAUCUACUUUCCUUCCUGGGCUUCAUAUCAGAUUCGAAAGGGAAACUUUAUAGGCAUUGUGGAUGCAAGGAUAGCGAGUGAGGCAAAUAUUGAAGAGGUGAGAAGAGCCGCUGUCGUGGCUGUGCUAUGCAUUCAAGAUGAUGAGACUGAGAGGCCGAGCAUGAGUGAAGUGGUGAAGAUAUUGGAAGGCACGAUGGAGGCUCCCGUACCACAAAUUCCGAGGUCUUCCAUGACUGUAGAAGGUAUUGAGAUGGCCGGAUCGACUCCGAGGCCAUUUGGUCGUCCCAGCUUGUAUCAGGACUUGAAAACUAGGUUUGAGGAUAGGUUUAAAGUGGCAGAAGAUGACCAUUCUCUUUUAGCCCAAUUAGCUCAACUGAAAAAGGAAAUACCUAAGUCCAUGAGAGACUUUGUGGCAAGGUUUGACAAGAUUGUUCAUAAGAUUCCGAUUAAUCGAAGAUCUUCUGAUGAUAAUUUGAAAUGCAAAUGGAGGAGAGAAGUUCAAGCUGCUAACUCUCAGCCAUCAACUUCCAUACCUUCCUCUGAUCCCGUAAUCCAAAGAUUGGUUAAUGAUGUGAUCACUCUCAAGAGACAACUCCCCAAUGCUAAUACAUCAUACCCUCAACCUUAUCAAGAUAUUCCAAGAUGGCCUAAUAAUCAGCCUGCCAGAAUAGGGAAUAAAGCUUUACAAUUGCCCCCAACUCAGCAAAGACUAGCCAUUGAAGCACCGCCUCCUAGGAGAAAUAUGUGCGUCUUUCACUUAAUAGAUGACCAUGAUGGUAACCCUUGUCCAGAAAUGAUCUCUCCUGCUGAAUACCUCAGAUUGAAUCCCAAAGAGCUGGAAAAGUUGAUUAAAUAUGUGCAGAGGGAGAACUCACAGUUGCAGCCUUCCGAUUUAUUAUUGACAAACUUUGAGUCUUUACCAUUCAAUGUUGAAGCUCAGUUAACAGGACAAAUGAAUACUUUUACAUCAAAAGUGUCAGUUAAUGAAUCUGAGCUUCAGAUAAUAUAA